This is a messenger RNA of Diutina rugosa, 681 nucleotides long. It is a transcript of the gene TIM23, whose product is annotated as protein transporter. Bases 1 to 681 code for a protein of 226 amino acids. NCBI's taxonomy places the organism in Eukaryota, Fungi, Ascomycota, Pichiomycetes, Serinales, Debaryomycetaceae. Gene Ontology annotation, cellular component: mitochondrial inner membrane; TIM23 mitochondrial import inner membrane translocase complex. The record is from RefSeq and is a predicted model, not a curated record. Gene Ontology annotation, biological process: protein import into mitochondrial matrix. Gene Ontology annotation, molecular function: transmembrane protein transporter activity. The transcript has a single exon.
AUGUCGUGGCUCUUUGGCUCCAAGAAGCAAGAGACUACCGAACCCGAGGCGACGUCGCUGUUAGGCUUCGACCCCGCCCAGGUCACCGACAUCAACAACGUCAUCAAAACCCCGGGCGCGUUGGACCCGGCGAGAUUGCACCCGUUGGCGGGGUUGGGCAAAGGUAUCGAGUACUUGGACCUUGAAGAAGAACAAUUAAACACCGUUGAGGGUUCCCAAGGGAUCAUCCCCCUGAGACUGUGGACGGACGAUCUCUGUUACGGUACCGGUGCGGUGUACUUGUUGGGGUUAGGCAUCGGGGGUGCCUACGGUAUGCAAGAAGGUUUAAAGGCGGUGACCCCGGACAUGCCCGGGAGAGUCAAACUCAAUACCGUGUUGAACCACAUCACCAGACGCGGGCCCUACAUCGGUAACUCCGCCGGGGUCAUCGCCAUGACCUACAACCUUAUCGACUCGUCCUUAGACGCUCUCAGAGGCAAGCACGACGACCUCAACUCCGUCGCCGCGGGGGCGUUGGCCGGGGCGUUGUUUCAAGCCGGUAAGGGGGCUAAGCCCAUGAUGUACUCGACGGCGCUUGUUUCCGGCGCCGCCGCCGCCUGGUGUGGGUUGAAGCGCGUGUUGAAGCACGGCGUCGAAUCCGAGGUGCUCAGUGAACCUCAAGUGACUAACGAAGCUAAAUGA